AUGAAAGCAGUUGUUUCUACUGGUAAGGCAUACUUUUGUACAGUUUUAUCUGCAUUUGGAGUGAUUAUUUUAUCAGUUAUUGGAUAUUUAUUCAAGCUGGGCCAUGAAUCUAUGAUGGGGUCAAUUAACGACCCAGAGGAUGGAGCUGCUGUUGCGGGCACUGUUUUCAGUGCUGUUUUUGUCUACCUUGCAUUCUUAGUUUUCUGUGGAUUACAAAUUAUCAUAAUCAGAAGACAAGACAGAAUUCAACUAAAUUAA
Molecule: messenger RNA, 258 nt
Organism: Debaryomyces tyrocola
Lineage: Eukaryota; Fungi; Ascomycota; Pichiomycetes; Serinales; Debaryomycetaceae
Source: the annotation of a GenBank genome assembly